AUGCUCCCAACAACAGUCACAGCCCUGCUAUUCGGAUUCUCACAGCUCAACAACGUCCUUGCCAUCUCGCAGUAUACGGCGCUUCACGAACCCAACUUCGAUCUCUAUGGAACAUCGCCAGCUCCAACUCCAGGACCCAGACUGCUCGAGCUAAAAGGGCGAAAUCCUGGUGACCUCCAAAAGCGACAAUCCAGUCUGUUGACCAAGACAUGCGGUUACUUCGACGGUGUCCUGUCAGACCCGUUCACAUGCGAUGAUGACGAUGGCGGAGACUAUGCUUGUGCCUACAACAACGACAAGAACUACUUCGGAUGCUGUUCUGUCUCAGCUGGACAGUUUGUACUGUCAGAUUGUCCGAACGUGAACAAUCCAUACACGGGUUGCUAUCCAUACGAAAGCGCCUCGGCCUGUACUGGAGCAUGCUACUACCAAAAUCGUGUGUGCGGUUCGGUCUACCCCUUCUGCGGGAUCAAUCUCAUGAGAACUGGCUCAGCGACCUACACAGCCUAUUAUUGCAACAGCGUUCAAGCCGGCGCUACCUACACCGUACUCGCAAGCUGGACAACGACCGACUAUCCAAGCAGUACCACGUCAACCCGCACUACCACCAGGACAGUAACCUCCACUACACGGACCACCACGACACCAUCCUCGAUUCGUUCGACAACACCAACAACGACAGCAACAACGAGCCUGUCGUCGCCCGACACGAACAACCAGGUAGUGACGUCCACACCUAGGACGCCUUCCGCUACAGCACCGCCAGUCAGUGCCACCUCGGGCACGGUACAAAUAGACGACAACAACGGCGGCACAAACGUCGGCGCCAUUGCUGGUGGUGUAGUCGGUGGUGUUUUAGGUCUCGCUCUGAUAAUCGGAGGCAUCGUCUACUACUUACAUAGGAAGAAGGUAGCGGAGCGAAAGGAGGCGAGAAUGGAGAUUAGUCAGGUUCAGUGA
Molecule: messenger RNA, 957 nt
Organism: Lithohypha guttulata
Lineage: Eukaryota; Fungi; Ascomycota; Eurotiomycetes; Chaetothyriales; Trichomeriaceae
Exons: 2
Coding region: 1-957 (318 amino acids)
Source: RefSeq, a predicted model, not a curated record